Molecule: messenger RNA, 2046 nt
Organism: Musa acuminata AAA Group (dessert banana)
Lineage: Eukaryota; Viridiplantae; Streptophyta; Magnoliopsida; Zingiberales; Musaceae
Product: hsp70-Hsp90 organizing protein
Exons: 7
Coding region: 183-1910 (575 amino acids)
Molecular function (GO): Hsp90 protein binding
Source: RefSeq, a predicted model, not a curated record
UGUAUCGAGCACCCAUGAGUUCGCCGUCCAGGCUGUCUGGCUCCUGGGAACGUUCCAGAACCAGAGAGAACGCUCCGACGGCGACUUCAUAAGCCCCAUCUUUCCUCCUCCUCUCACUCCCUUCUCCAUGCGAAACCAAUUCUAACCCAUCAACAGCCGUUCUCCACCUCGUUCCCUCCUCCAUGGCCGAGGAAGCCAAAGCCAAGGGCAACGCUGCCUUCGCCGCCGGCCGCUUCGACGACGCCAUCCGCCACUUCUCCGAGGCCAUCGACCUCGCCCCCACCAACCACGUCCUCUACUCCAACCGCUCCGCUGCCUAUGCCUCCCUCCAGCGCUAUGAAGCCGCCCUCGCCGACGCCCGCAAGACCGUCGAGCUCAAGCCUGACUGGGCCAAGGGCUACGGCCGCCUCGGCGCCGCCCAUCUCGGCCUCGGCGACGCUGGCCAGGCCGUCUCCGCCUACGAGAAGGGCCUCGAGCUCGAUCCCGCCAACGAGGCCCUUAAGGUCGGCCUCUCCGACGCUCGGGCCACCGCCGCUCGGUCCCGGGCCCCCCCGCCGCAGGGGGCGUCCCCAUUCGGCAAGAUCUUCCAGGGGCCGGAACUGUGGGCGAAGCUGACGGCCGAUCCGACCACCAGAGAAUACCUUCAGCAGCCGGAUUUUGUCAAGAUGAUCCAGGAUAUCCAGAAGAACCCUAACAACAUCAACAUGUACCUUUCGGAUCCGAGGAUGAUGCAGGUGAUCGGGGUUCUUCUCAAUGUGAAAAUGAGGGGCCCCACUGAUGAGAUGGCGAGCGAAUCUCCCCAGCCAGAGCAGGAGAAACCACAGCCGGAGCCAGCGAAGAAGGCACCGCAACCGGAGCCAGAGCCGGAGCCCAUGGAGGUGCCGGAAGAGGCGAAGGAUGGUAAGGAGAGGAAGGCCAAAGCGCAGAAGGAGAAAGAGGCAGGCAAUGCUGCUUACAAGAAAAAAGAUUUUGAGACGGCAAUUCAGCAUUAUACUCGAGCAAUGGAGCUGGACGAUGGAGACAUCUCUUACCUCACUAAUAGAGCUGCUGUUUACCUGGAGAUGGGAAAGUAUGAAGAAUGCAUAAAGGAUUGUGAUAAAGCUGUUGAGCACGGCAGAGAGCUUCAUUCUGACUUCAAAAUGAUAGCAAGGGCAUUGACCAGGAAAGGGACUGCACUUGUUAAACUUGCCAAAUGCUCCAAGGACUAUGAACCUGCGAUCGAGACAUUCCAGAAGGCCCUGACCGAGCACCGUAACCCUGACACUUUGAAAAAGCUUAAUGAUGCUGAGAGGGCAAAGAAAGAAUUAGAGCAACAAGAAUAUUUUGAUCCAAACAUAGCCGAUGAGGAACGUGAGAAAGGCAAUGAGCUUUUCAAGCAGCAGAAGUAUCCAGAAGCAGUGCAGCAUUAUACGGAGGCCUUAAAGAGAAACCCAAAGGAUCCAAGGGUAUACAGCAACAGAGCUGCAUGCUACACGAAGCUGGGUGCUUUGCCUGAAGGUCUGAAAGAUGCAGAGAAGUGCAUCGAGUUAGAUCCAUCUUUUUCCAAAGGAUACACGAGGAAAGGUGCAAUCCAGUUCUUUAUGAAAGAAUAUGACAAAGCAUUAGAAACAUAUCAGGAGGGUUUGAAACAUGACCCUAACAAUCAGGAGCUGAUGGAUGGCAUCAGGAGUUGCGUCGAACAGAUUAAUAAAACAAACAGAGGGGAAAUCAGUGAAGAGGAAUUAAAAGAGAGACAGGCCAAGGCUAUGCAGGACCCGGAAAUACAAAAUAUUCUUACAGAUCCGGUUAUGCGACAGGUGUUGAUCGACUUCCAGGAGAACCCCAAGGCUGCACAGGAUCACCUCAAGAACCCUCAGGUGAUGCACAAGAUACAAAAGCUUGUGAGCGCAGGGAUUGUGCAAAUGAGGUAGAAGGUGAAGUUGUGGAUGGUUUUCUUGGCGUCGCCUCGCUUUAUGAUCACAUUACUUGUAGUUUGAUGAUGUCUUUGACAAUGUCUUUAAAGAUACUUGUCUCAGUGAAGUUCACUUUGUGACUUGUUUGUUUUUA